Messenger RNA from Aspergillus udagawae, 3033 nucleotides. RefSeq names its product C2H2-type zinc finger protein. Bases 1 to 3033 code for a protein of 1010 amino acids. Gene Ontology annotation, biological process: regulation of transcription by RNA polymerase II. The record is from RefSeq and is a predicted model, not a curated record. Gene Ontology annotation, molecular function: RNA polymerase II cis-regulatory region sequence-specific DNA binding; DNA-binding transcription factor activity, RNA polymerase II-specific. Gene Ontology annotation, cellular component: chromatin. NCBI's taxonomy places the organism in Eukaryota, Fungi, Ascomycota, Eurotiomycetes, Eurotiales, Aspergillaceae. The transcript has 11 exons.
AUGAUGGCAACUCCGUCUGGGGCUUACUUGCCCACCCAACCGCCACCUAUCCUUGAGCCAAUCCCCCAUUACCCCAGCAAUGUCGUCCCAGAAGAGCGGGUCACAUUGCGCAUGGCCAUCAUCCUAUCCAAUGGUGUUCGGGUAGACCACCAAUUCACAUUCCCCGCCAUGAACAUCGCCAAUUGUAUCAUCCACGGCGAAGGGGAAAUGUACUCGGUAGAAAUCACCCACCGCUGCACCUGCCGACGUCUAUUGCAUGAGGAGCUUGUCCGGAUGCUCCCCGGGUUCCUACGCGAAAAUGACGUGUAUUGGUUCCGCACCAGGAACCCAGAGACAAACAUCCAGCAUACGUGCUUAUUCGACGGAGCGGAACUCGAAAUGCAGCUCGUGACCUCGCAUGUCCCCGAAUGUGGCUUUUGCUUUGCGCGUCGAGCGUUUAUUGCCGAGCGGGAUGCCUUUGACCGGCAACAGAGCCAGAUGCCUCGGGGCUCGGCAUCGUCGACUUCCCCGCGCGCCCAGAGUCUGAGCUCUGGGUGGACGUUCCGCGAACCGUCGGAUACGGAGCGAUUACGGGUGAAUCGUCAUGGGUGGGAGAUUAUGUUUGUUCUUCACCCUGAUGCGCGCGAGGGGGUGGUAAGUAUCUCGAGGUUGAGGAUGGAGCUGUGUCGGUUGUUGUCCAUUGCUGACCCGAGGCGGGUCAUCUUGACGAGCGGUCCAUUCACCUGGGGAGGAGAUUUCCAGGAAGAUGGUAAGGAUUACUACAGUACGUAUUUUGUAAAUGAUUUGAUCGUCGAGUCGCGGAGUAUGAAGACGCCGAGGGGAAGCGCUCUCAUCCUUAAAGCCUCCCCACGUAUUGAGGUUACAUCUAUUUACCAUGCACAGACCGGGUGGACCAGUCAACCCCGCAGUGUCGACCCCACAAGAUUUGUCCAGAGUUUACCUCUCGUACACUCUGGACUUGGACUUUCCCCAACUGACACCCCACCGGCAAUGUCGACUGUUCCCGAGAACCCUACCCGUCCCCACCGUUGUGUUUACUGCGGCCUCUGCUUCAAGCGAUCAGAACACCUGAAACGCCAUGUGAGGAGGCACACCAAGGAACGACCUUUCCGUUGUCGAAUAUGUGGGGAGAGCUUUUCCCGGAAGGAAUUGCACGACCGGCACCAACGCACCCGCCAUGGCGCGACUUCAAGCAUUCCAUUACCAGAGAUAGUAGAACCCGAGCCAUCUGCACCUGCUCAUCCAGAUUCUUACUCGCCAGGGCAGGUUGAUCCUGUUCAAGAUGACCCGUCGAGUCGACCACCAUUCGCCUCCUUCGUCGAGGACCCGGCGGAGCCGUCAUUGAAUGCUCCUUUAGUGCCAGAGACACAGCGACAUGAAAGCCUUUAUUUGACCGGAACUCCGGGUAGUCCUGCAUUCCAGGAAAAUGCGUACUCUGUGAUCUCCGAUCGGCGUCGAGACUCUCGAUUCCAGACGCCCCUAGGAAGCGAGACUCCUCCCUGGUUGAAAUUACCAAGCGGGCUGGAGUUCGCGUCGCUUCUCUCAGCAUUGAAUAGAUCUCCAUUAUCUACAAGUCUUCCGACACCACUCCGGCUGUGCACACCGCAGAGUGAAGCGAUCUUUGAACAUGACCGAAACGAGACGGCCCGCUUGGGGAUCGAAAAAGCGCUUGAGGGGUUGAGGAGUAUCAAUAUCGCAGGUGGCGGGGAAUAUUCCCAUCGCUUCAAGAUCCCUGAGAUGGAUUCUCUCUACCGCUACUGGCACAUGUUCUUCGAGAUACCUCAUAAGAACCUUCCAUUUGCUCAUCCGAAGUCGGAAAUCUAUCAAAUACCGGCUAUCGCUAUUGGUGUUCUCGCCGACGGUGCCAUGUACUGUGACGAACCCGAGGUCGGCCAAAUGCUGUUUGAGGCCUCCCGUCGUCUUGUCGCUCAUCACUUGAACACGCUUUAUGACCGCGAAAACAAUACCAUACCUAUCUGGAUCUUCACCACGCUCUUGCUGAACUGUGUCUUUGGUCUACCCGGCGGCAAGUCUAGUGAGAGCGACAUUACCCUUGGCAGCCUUGACAGCUUGAUAAACCUCGCGCGAGUUAUCGAAUCGGGCCCGGCAAUGGAUCUUGUCGAUCAGGCAUCCACAAUGGAGGAGAAAUGGAAUAGUUACAUAGAGGGAGAAUCUCACCGCAGAUCAAUUCUUUGCUUCAUUGUUGUGAGUGGUUUGUGGUCGGUGGCAUACGAGCCGAUCGUCAAUGUCCUGGACUUUCCGUUCAGUCUGAUCGAAUUCCCCUGGUCGGAGACCUUGUGGAAUGCUCGUUCAGCCGUCCAAUGGCAUGCACUAUAUCAGAACCCUCGAAGUCGAUCGCCGGGCAGCUGGUCAGAAAAUGUGGAGGCGCUGCUGUUCGGCAAACCCCAGCCAUUAAACGGUCUGGCCUCUCUUUGUCUUGUAGUCGGGCUCCUACUCUACAUAGAUGGGCUCCGACGGGAAGCAGUUCUCGACGCGGUCGAGAUAAACUCAUACCUGCAGCAUGCUUUAGAUCAAUGGUUUCAAAUCCAUGACCGGACGAGCCUGGAGAACCUGGCCCUCAAUCAUCUCUGCUAUCCGGCUGCUUAUUAUCUGCGCAUCUCACUUGUGUUGGACAUCCGGCAGACAAUGGACCUCAUGCGCAGUAAGCAGUUUGCAGCCAUGCGAAAAGUACUCCGUGAGGGUGAUCUAGUGCAAGCGGCUGCCUUUGCGCGAGCCGCGAUGAUUCCGUGGGUUAUCAGCCGCCGGAAUCAGACGUCCAUGGCCGCUAUCCCAUGCGGCGUGGUUAUCGCCGAGUGGGCUAUUGACGUGAUGGACAACCAGUCCGAGGAUUCGCCUCAACGGGAAGUGCUCCGGGGGUUUGAGAACUCGAUUCGCGAAUAUUGGCCUGUAGCACCCUUUGUAACUGCUGUGGAUGUCUGGAGGGCAGUUCGGAGAAUUAUUUCCAAUGGACCAGUUACAACGGCUUUAACAAGGAGUAUGGACGAAUACGAGAUGUCUCUGGCAUUAGCUUAA